Messenger RNA from Cokeromyces recurvatus, 807 nucleotides. Its product is annotated as pyrroline-5-carboxylate reductase. The coding region runs from base 1 to 807 and encodes 268 amino acids. Gene Ontology annotation, molecular function: pyrroline-5-carboxylate reductase activity. Lineage: Eukaryota; Fungi; Mucoromycota; Mucoromycetes; Mucorales; Mucoraceae. Gene Ontology annotation, biological process: L-proline biosynthetic process. The record is from RefSeq and is a predicted model, not a curated record. The transcript has 2 exons.
AUGGCAGAAGCUAUUUUAUGUGGCCUUCAAUCAAGUGGUCAUCCAAGUUCCUAUUUGCGUUAUUCAGAACCUUUUGAACAACGAUUAGAAUAUAUGCAAACAAAAUAUCCUGAUAUGAUCGGGUCAAAUAAGAAUAAAGAAGUGAUAGAUGGUGCAGAUGUGAUUGUGUUGGCCGUUAAACCUCAAAUUCUUCAUACUGUAGUGACUGAAUUAGGUUCACUGAUUGAACAUAAUCCAGAGGUCUUGGUGUUAUCUAUUGCAGCAGGUAUAACGACUGAAGAUAUUCAGGCUUGGAUCCAUGCUCCUUUCUCGCCCUGUAUUGUUCGUUGUAUGCCUAAUACACCAGCUUUAAUUGGAGAAGGUGCUGUUGGUUUAUAUGCUACAGAACAUGUAAGUCAUGAACAAAAGAAGAUGACAGAGGAUAUUAUGAAGGCAGUAUCAAAACAAGUGAUUUGGGUACAUGAAGAAUCUUUAAUAGAUGCUGUUACAGGUAUUAGUGGAAGUGGGCCUGCUUAUUUCUUUUUAAUUAUGGAAGCGAUGCAAAAUGCUGGUAUUCAAGCAGGUUUAUCAUCAAAAGAUGCUAAAGCAUUAACACUUCAAACAUGUCUUGGUGCAGCUCGAAUGGCACAAAUAUCAGAAGAUGAUUUAUCUACUUUAAGAUGUAAAGUAACAUCACCAAAAGGUACAACAGAAGCAGCUAUUCAUUCUAUGGAAUCAAAUCAAAUUAGAAAAGUCAUGUCAGAAGCUGUAUUUUCUGCUAAAAGACGUAGUAAAGAACUUGCUGAACAAAUAGGAAAAGAACUUUAA